This is a messenger RNA of Cervus elaphus (red deer), 2730 nucleotides long. It is a transcript of the gene NUP88, whose product is annotated as nucleoporin 88. Gene Ontology annotation, biological process: protein import into nucleus; mRNA export from nucleus; ribosomal small subunit export from nucleus. Gene Ontology annotation, cellular component: nuclear pore. Gene Ontology annotation, molecular function: structural constituent of nuclear pore. Lineage: Eukaryota; Metazoa; Chordata; Mammalia; Artiodactyla; Cervidae. The transcript has 18 exons. The coding region runs from base 277 to 2505 and encodes 742 amino acids. The record is from RefSeq and is a predicted model, not a curated record.
CCACACGGAGACGGAUUUGGGCAACCCCAGGAUGGGGGGUUGAAGUAGUGACAUUUGUGAAGUCUAUCCAACCUAGAUUGAAGGAGAAUAGGCUUGACUGGUGAUUGGCUUUCCUUUGGCGAUGACGCUAUCUGAUGGGCUGCUCUCACCUUUGCCCCGCCCCUUAUCCUGUCUCGUGCUUCCGGUCUGCCUGAUCGAUGAUUGGCCGAAGCAGUGGAGGCUGGAAACGGAUUGGCUGCGCUCAGCGGCGAGGCCGCAGAGAGCUGUGGGCUCAAGAUGGCGGGCGCCGAAGGAGGCCCGGGCGACGGUGAGCUGUGGCAGACCUGGCUGCCCAACCACGCCGUGUUCUUGCGGCUCCGAGAGGGACUGAAAAACCAGAGCUCAGCCGAAACUAAGAAGCCGGCUUCAUCAUUGCCUUCGUCGCCGCCGCUGCCUCCUCAGUUGUUGACGAGAAACCUGGUCUUAGGCCUAGGCGGAGAACUCUUUCUGUGGGACCCAGAAGACAGCUCCUUCCUAGUCGUGCGCCUUCGGGGCCCCAGCGGCGUUGGUGAGGAGCCUUCCCUCUCCCAGUACCAGAGAUUGCUUUGCAUAAAUCCACCCCUGUUUGAAAUCUAUCAAGUCUUGUUAAGCCCAACACAACAUCAUGUAGCACUUAUAGGAAUAAAAGGUCUUAUGAUAUUAGAAUUACCUAAAAGAUGGGGAAAGAAUUCUGAAUUUGAAGGUGGAAAAUCAACAGUGAAUUGUAGUACCACUCCCGUUGCUGAGAGAUUUUUCACCAGUUCAACCUCUCUAACUCUGAAGCAUGCUGCCUGGUAUCCGAGCGAGAUGCUAGAUCCCCACAUAGUGCUGUUAACGUCAGAUAAUGUCAUAAGAAUUUACUCUUUGCGUGAACCCCAGACACCAACUAAGGUCAUUGUACUUUCAGAAGCAGAAGAGGAAAGCCUAAUACUCAACAAAGGAAGGGCCUACACUGCAUCUCUGGGAGAGACAGCAGUUGCAUUUGACUUUGGGCCAUUGUCAGCAGUCCCGAAGCACAUAUUUGGACAAAAAGGCAAAGAAGAAGUAGCAGCUUACCCUCUGUACAUCUUAUAUGAGAAUGGGGAGACUUUUCUUACAUACAUUAGUCUGUUGCAAAGCCCUGGGAGUGUGGGCAAGCUUUUGGGCCCGUUGCCCAUGCAUCCUGCUGCAGAAGAUAACUAUGGCUAUGAUGCUUGUGCUGUGCUCUGCUUACCGUGUGUCCCUAACAUCCUGGUGAUUGCUACCGAGUCAGGAAUGCUCUAUCACUGUGUUGUGCUGGAGGGGGAAGAAGAAGAUGACCAAACAUCAGAAAAGUCCUGGGAUUGCAGGGCUGACCUCGUCCCGUCUCUGUAUGUGUUUGAGUGUGUUGAGUUGGAGCUCGCCCUGAGACUGGCAUCUGGAGAGGAUGAGCCCUUUGAUUCUGACUUUUCUUGUCCAAUCAAACUUCACAGAGAUCCCAAGUGUCCUUCAAGAUACCACUGUACUCAUGAAGCUGGUGUACAUAGUGUUGGGCUAACUUGGAUUCAUAAACUUCACAAGUUUCUUGGGUCAGAUGAAGAAGAUAAGGACAGUUUACAGGAACUGGCUACAGAACAGAAAUGCUUUGUAGAACACAUUCUUUGUACAAAGCCACUGCCAUGCAGGCAGCCGGCUCCAAUUCGAGGAUUCUGGAUUGUCCCUGACAUCCUGGGGCCAACAAUGAUCUGCAUCACCAGUACCUACGAAUGCCUCGUCAGGCCUUUACUAAGCACAGUCCAUCCAGCAUCUCCUCCCCUGCUUUGUACCCGAGAGGAUGUUGAAGUGGCAGAGUCUCCCCUUCGUAUUCUGGCUGAAACCCCGGAUUCCUUUGAAAAGCAUAUUAGAAGCAUUUUGCAACGUAGUGUUGCAAAUCCAGCAUUUUUGAAAUCAUCUGAAAAAGAUAUGGCUCCUCCUCCUGAAGAAUGUCUUCAGCUCAUCAGCAGAGCCACCCAGGUGUUCAGAGAACAGUACAUUCUAAAACAGGACCUGGCGAAGGAGGAGAUUCAGCGGAGGGUCAAAUUGUUAUGUGACCAAAAAAAGAAACAAUUAGAAGAUCUCAAUUACUGUAGAGAGGAGAGGAAAAGUCUACGGGAAAUGGCUGAGCGCUUAGCUGACAAAUACGAGGAAGCCAAGGAAAAACAAGAAGACAUCAUGAACAGGAUGAAAAAAGUACUUCACAGUUUUCACUCUCAGCUCCCAGUUCUCUCUGACAGUGAGAGAGACAUGAAGAAAGAAUUACAGCUGAUACCUGAUCAACUUAGACAUUUGGGCAAUGCCAUCAAACAGGUUACUAUGAAAAAAGACUAUCAACAACGAAAGAUGGAAAAGGUACUGAGUCCUCAAAAGCCCACCAUUACUCUCAGCGCCUACCAGCGAAAAUGCAUUCAGUCCAUCCUGAAGGAGGAGGGUGAGCACAUAAGAGAAAUGGUGAAGCAAAUUAACGACAUCCGAAAUCAUGUUAACUUCUGAACCACCAAGAACAGACUCGCAUCUGAAGUUAACACAUGUGAAGGCUUAAUCUCAUUGCAAAAUGAACAAGUAGCACUAAUUUAUAAAGAAGCAGGUGCCUUGUUAGCAUAUCAGUCUCAUAAUUUAUAAAGAGGCAUUCUGGAUGAACUUUGGUGUGAUUGUACAUCACUUUUUAUACUGUUUUAUAAUUAAUUGAAUAAAUGCUUGUAUUUAAUUUAAAAAAAA